Messenger RNA from Mauremys reevesii (Reeves's turtle), 2587 nucleotides. Its product is annotated as maestro heat-like repeat-containing protein family member 7. The record is from RefSeq and is a predicted model, not a curated record. The annotation marks the transcript as partial. The transcript has 14 exons. Gene Ontology annotation, cellular component: cytoplasm. NCBI's taxonomy places the organism in Eukaryota, Metazoa, Chordata, Testudines, Geoemydidae.
CCCAGGAUUUGGCGUUUGUUGGUCUCUUCCACAGAGCGCUGGAGUCUCAGCCGCUCCAGAUCAGGGGGAGGGGCCCUCUGUGAAUUUGGAGCCUGAUCUAGGUUUGGAUCUGAAUCCGCCAGUGUUGCGGAGCGUUCAGAUGUGGGGAGCUAGUUCCCGCCCGCGCCACAUCACAAUGUGCCACUCCUGCCUCCCCAAUCUCCUCCCUGGCUCUGCACCUCGCCCCCUGCACCUGGAAUGUCAUUAGCGAGCUAGGCCUGACCACCUCCAUCACCUUUGCUGACCCCAUCACUUCCAUAGGGAAUGGCACUGAGGAUGCCAGGGGAACUGGCAUUCUCAGGUUGCCAGGAGCCAUUGUUCUAUUUACCAAGACAGUCUGAUGCCAGGACAGUGCCCCUGAGCUCUGGACAGGGCUAGGGCUGCAUUAGGACACCUGCCGUGCAGCUGCUGUAGAGUCAGCAGGAGACAUUGAGUGAGGAAUGGAGCCCCCCAGAGCAGGGGCCAUUCAGGACACCCAUCAUGGGAGGAAACAGGCCUGGGAUGCUCUCCAGCGGCUGCUGCCACACAGGCCUUGGAGAGAUGAUCCGUGAAACCCCCAGAAAGCGCGGCCCCUGGCACACAGCUUUGUAGCACUGGGACCCCAUACACAUAAGCCGCCAUCCAGCAGGGCCUUGGGCCAGCCCCACCCUCUCCCACUGCCCCACUCUGGGAGGCCAGGGAACAGUUCACAACUUUGCAAUGACCAGCUGCAGGGAUCCUGGCGGGCCCUGGAUGGCUGAAGAAGCCCCCAAGGACCCCUCAAAGCCCAUCGGUGCCUGGGAGGAGACAAAACCUCCCCAAUGGAAGAGUUGGCAAAAGAGCCCACAGCAGAAGCAGGAGCUGUGUGUGCCUCAGCCCUUCCAUGCCGAUUCACCAGCCUACUGUAACGCCUGCUUGAUGAGGCUAGACUCGGAGGAGAAAGAGGCUCUGGAUUACAUCGAAGCCUUUCUCACGAGCAAUGAACAGGACGAGGCCAAGAAACUCAAGUUCUUGGAUUCCAUCAGCACCCUCAGAAGCCUGCCUGCUUUUAUGAACAAAGCCCUGCUAGUGGAGAAGAUAAAGGAGCUGAUUGAUCACGAGUCCGUCGACUCCCUGACCGGCGUGAUGCGUCAGCAAGCUAUGCUCGCCAUCAUGAAGCUGAGCAAAAUGAAGCUACCGGUGCGGAUCCUGACACAACCCAGCCUGCUCGCCACCUGCUUCUCCAGCAUCUUCUCCCUGCCUCCAGCACACACCAUGGAGGAGGUGGAGGCUGCUCUCUACACCAAAACUUUGAAAACCAUGGAUGAGAUGCUGAAGGCCUUGGUGUGCGAGGAUCAGGAGCCCAACCUUCUGGUGCUGCAAAUCAUCUUGAAGGUCCUGCUCCCCUGGACCACAUCCAGGGAGGUACAUGAGCGGCUGAGGGCAGUGGGAAGGAUCAGGUGGCUGAUGGAAUUCAUGGGGUCUCAGUGCAAAUUCCAGGAAGUGGAGGAGUUCAGAGCCCUGGGCCAGCUGGUGGGGUGUCUCACUCUGUGCUGUGUGGAGCAGGAGCAGGAGAUCUGGCAAUCGGCUGUGGAGGGACUUCACCACCUCUUCUCCUUCAUGCAGCUGCUAAAAUCCAAAAUGCUGGUGAAGCACGGCGCAGAGUAUCGGCAGAUCCUCAAGGACAGUCAAACUGAGAGAGCCUUCUGGGUCACCAACAUCAGCAAUAUCACAUCGCUGUUUGGGAAGUACUUCAACCCAUCCGAGAGCAUGGACUUCCUCCUCGUUGCUAUCGACGGCGUGAGAGACUCCAGCGUCCAUGACGCAGUGACGGCCAGGAACAUGCUGCAUAAGAUCCUGGAGGUUCCCGGCCUAGGCUUGGUGAGGGUGUCAGAGGCUGUGAGGAGCAUUCAUAAGCACCUGGACUCCAUCAGCGAGCCACUUGCCCGGCAGGAGCUGCUCAGGGCCCUUCUCCUGCUGGGUUCCCAGUUCAGCGAGGAGGUGGUCGGAACCCUGCUGGGCUGCUCACUGUCAUGUGACAGUGUUGCUGCGGAGAUGUGGAAGAUGCUGACAUCCCAGCCCAAGAGCACAGAAAAGAUCCUUAGGAGCUGGUCAGCAGGCUGCAGGGCAGGCUCCACGACGGCAUCAGCUCUCUCAGAGACCGCCGGCGCGCCUCCUGGCCGCCACAAGAGCCCUAUAUGUGAUCCUGCAGGAGCAGGCCUGCAGGCAGGAAGUGAAGGAGCUCUUCCUCAGCUCUACGCGCUGCUCUUCCACGCCACCCACACAGUGCAGCACACUGCUCGCAGGGAGAGGAGCAUAACCAGGAGGACACGGCUGCACCCUCAGCUCCCGCCAGGUACCGCCAGCCCGACACUCCAGCCUGGGUUCUGCAGCGCCUGCAGGCACGCAGGGCCUGGCCUGGGCUCACCAGUAACAAGAGGCUCGCCUGCACACAGGUUCGCGGUGAAGGCCAUGGAAGCUUUGCUUCGCGCUGGCUACAAGGAGCAGGCCACCUUCAUGAUGAAGCAUGGCCGCUGGGACCUGCUCAUGAGCCCGACACGCACCACAAAGGUGUCUGCCUGCUUGCCCG